This is a messenger RNA of Antechinus flavipes (yellow-footed antechinus), 7260 nucleotides long. RefSeq names its product poly(ADP-ribose) glycohydrolase (gene PARG). The transcript has 18 exons. The record is from RefSeq and is a predicted model, not a curated record. Gene Ontology annotation, biological process: carbohydrate metabolic process; nucleotide-sugar metabolic process; regulation of DNA repair. Gene Ontology annotation, molecular function: poly(ADP-ribose) glycohydrolase activity. Lineage: Eukaryota; Metazoa; Chordata; Mammalia; Dasyuromorphia; Dasyuridae. The coding region runs from base 287 to 3244 and encodes 985 amino acids. Gene Ontology annotation, cellular component: cytoplasm; nucleus.
CGCAAAAGUGAAGGCAUCCGAAGUCGUCGCUGCUGCUUCUGCUGAGGGGUCAGGAACUGUUGUGGGGAAGAGAAUUUAAGAAACGCAAAGCUCUCAGUGCCCUGGGAGGGCCGAGAGAGUCAUUUAAAGAGGUGAAGAGGGUGCGAGGACAGAGGCGCAGGAGAGGGCAUGGUGUGGUGUGGGAGAGCCGGCCGCCCGCCCCCACCCGCCAUCGCCCCUCUCCGGCCGGGUGAAUGAGGCUCUUCGUCCGGGCUUGCCCGGGGGCUGCGCGCCGUGGGACCCCAGCAUGAGUGCGGGCCCCGGCUGCAAACCCUGCAGGAAGCGAGCCCGCUGCGGCGUCUCUAAAUCGCCGCCGCCCGCAACCUCCGGUCCCCUGAACCAGUCCGGAGGAAAGAGACAGGUGUCGGCCCCUGAGGCCGUCCUGGGGCAGACCGUCCUGUUCCCUCUUUGGUCGAGGACGCCGUCGUCUUCAUUCGUCGGCUCCCCGGGACCAACAACGUCUGGGCCACACGGCAUCUGCGGCAAGUUGGGGAACAAAGCUUUCAAACAAAAGACAAUUACCAAUUGGGUGGACACUAAAGAAUUCAACACAGGGUCAAAAAGUUUGCAUAGUAAAGAUACCAUCAAAGCAGCAGUAUCUAAGAUGAGUUCUAUACAGAAAGAUAAUUUUUUCCAACAUAACAUGGAGAAGUUAGAAAAUGUUUCUCAGCUGAGCCAUGCUAAGUCAUCUCAAGAUAAAAGUACAAAGCAUUUCAACCAUCCUCUGACGUCCAGUACCUGUAAGUUACAAAGUGAAGGAAAUCAAAGGGAGCCUUUGGAAACUGAACCCCAGAAAGUAACUCUCGUGGCAGAUCAAUUUAGAAAUGCUAAUGUGGAUCAAUCACCCCAAAGUGAUGAUCAAAUUCAUCUAGAUUGUGAAGAAGAUAGAGACAAUCGGCAGCUUUUACUGACACCUGUAAAGAUGGCAAAUUCUAAGCAGCCUAUGAAAGAUGUACAACUAGGAGAGGCCUCAAGCAGCCUGCAGCCCAGUAAGCCUAUCCAUGGCACUAGUGCAGAUAGUCAGCAGGAAGAGAUAGAUGUUGUUCCUGAGAGUCCAUUGUCAGAUGUUGGUGGUGGUGAUGUUUUACCUGAUCAGAAAAAUGAUGAGAUGAGCAGACAAGAAAGUCCUGCAGAGUCUCCACUUGAGAAAGAAAGUGAACCAGAGUCCCCAAUGGACGUUGAUAAUUCUAAGAAUAGUUGUCAGGAUUCAGAGGCAGAAGAAGAAACGAGCCCAUGUUUUGAAGAACAAGAAGUUGGUAAUUCCUCUAAAGCAGCAAACAAAUCAUCCAAAUUUCAAACAGGAGAGAAUAAAAUUGAAUGUAAAAAACAGCACUCUACUAGGGUAUAUGAAGAUAGUGGAUCGAGCCUUCAGUUAGAAGGAGUAGAGAGUCCCACUGAAGAGGAUCAUUUACCCUCCAAAUCCCCUACUAUUAUUGGUCUGAAUGUGGAAUGCAAAGGCCCCAAGCAAGCUGGGAGAAAGGAUUCUAAAAUAACAGAUCACUUCAUGAGAAUGCCUAGAGGAGAGGACAAAAGAAAAGAACAAUGUGAAUUCAAACACCAAAGACCAGACAGGAAGAUUCCCAAGUACAUUCCACCUCAUAUUUCCCCAGAUAAAAAAUGGCUUGGAACUCCAAUUGAGGAAUUGAGAAGAAUGCCUUUGUGUGGAGUUCGUCUUCCUCAUCUGAGACACUCUGCAAAUCAUACAGUAACUGUUCGGGUAGAUCUUUUGAAAGCUGGAGAAGUCCCUAAACCUUUUCCAACACAUUAUAGGGAUUUAUGGGAUAAUAAACAUGUCAAAAUGCCUUGCUCAGAACAAAAUUUAUACCCUGUAGAAGAUGAGAAUGGCGAACGAACAGCAGGCAGUCGGUGGGAGCUCAUUCAGACAGCACUCCUUAACAAGUUCAACCGUCCCCAAAAUUUGAAGGAUGCUAUAUUGAAAUAUAACGUUGCAUAUGCCAAGAAAUGGGACUUUACAGCUUUGGUCGACUUUUGGGAUAAGGUCCUUGAAGAAGCAGAGGCCCAGCAUUUAUGUCAGUCCAUUCUGCCUGAUAUGGUGAAAUUAGCCCUUUGUCUGCCAGAUAUUUGCACUCAGCCAAUACCUUUACUGAAACAGAAGAUGAAUCACUCCAUCACGAUGUCACAAGAGCAGAUUGCUAGUCUUCUAGCCAAUGCUUUCUUUUGCACAUUUCCACGCCGAAAUGCUAAGAUGAAAUCGGAGUAUUCUAGUUACCCAGACAUUAACUUCAACAGAUUGUUUGAAGGAAGAUCAACGAGGAAGCCUGAGAAGCUUAAAACCCUCUUCUGCUAUUUUAGAAAAGUCACAGAGAAAAAACCUACUGGCUUGGUGACAUUUACAAGACAAAGUCUUCAAGAUUUUCCAGAAUGGGAAAGGUGUGAAAAAAAAUUAACUCGGUUACAUGUAACUUAUGAAGGUACCAUAGAAGGAAAUGGACAAGGCAUGCUACAGGUAGAUUUUGCUAAUCGCUUUGUUGGAGGGGGUGUAACCAGUGCAGGAUUGGUACAGGAAGAAAUCAGAUUUUUAAUCAACCCUGAAUUGAUUGUAUCACGACUCAUCACUGAGGUGCUGGAUCACAAUGAAUGUCUUAUCAUCACAGGUACUGAACAGUACAGUGAAUACAUAGGCUAUGCAGAAACAUACCGUUGGGCCCGAAGCCAUGAUGAUAAGAGUGAAAUGGAUGACUGGCAGAGGCGCUGCACGGAGAUUGUUGCUAUUGACGCACUUCACUUCAGACGCUACCUCGAUCAGUUUGUGCCUGAGAAAAUCAAGCGGGAACUUAACAAGGCUUACUGUGGUUUUUUUCGACCUGGAUUUUCUUCUGAGAAUCUUUCAGCAGUGGCCACAGGAAACUGGGGAUGUGGUGCCUUUGGGGGUGAUGCUAGACUAAAAGCCUUAAUACAAAUACUGGCUGCAGCUGCAGUUGAACGAGAUGUGGCUUAUUUCACUUUUGGGGAUUCAGAAUUAAUGAGAGACAUCUAUAACAUGCACACCUUCCUUACUGAAAGGGGACAGACAGUUGGGCAAAUUUAUAAGCUGCUGCUCCGGUAUUACCAUGAAGAAUGCAAAAGCUGUUCCAGCUCAGGACCUGAUGUUAAGCUUUAUCCUUUCAUUUACAGUAUCAUUGAUUCCUAUGCAGAUACCACCGACCACAAUGGGAAAAGGAUCGGUUUCCGUGGAUUGGAAUGAAUGGGACUCCUUAGUCAACAUGGAGCUUUUGUUUCCCCACUUCCCUGUCCUUCCAAUAUGCUGUUUGAAUUGUUGGGUGUAAUAUAGGGACUGGCUUAACUUAAUAGAAUUGUGUAUAUAAUCUUGCAUUUGUAAUCCAGUAUGCUGUCUCAUUUUGGAGAGAUGGAAUUUUUCAGGUUGUUCAUUUAAACCAUCUCUAUUCUGAUUUAGAGUCAGUUUUGCUAAAUAUAAUUUUUUUUCUUAUUCAUCAUAUUUCAGUCCAUAUUCUAUAGGCUCCAUAGUUUAUGAGAUUUCUUAUUGAAAAACUGUAAAAGAUUUUUCUUAAUUUUUCACUUUUCUUUUUUGAUGCCUAUAAAUCACACAAAAUGCCUCUGCAGCUAAGUGAGUACUAGUAAAUCCUGGUUUUUUUAAUUGACUGUGCUCACAAGUAAUCCUUUCUCCUCCAUCUCAAAUUCAAGGAUUAUGUGUCUACAUUAUUUAAGUUUUUGAUUUACACACACACCCACACACACACACACACACACACACACACACAUUUAUAUACAGAUAGAUACACAUAUACGUGUUCACACAUGUGUAGCACAGUAUAAAAAUUUGAAUUAAAUGUCUUCAAUAUAAAAAUAAUUAUUAUUUUUUAAAAAUUUUUGCUGGUGAAGUACCAUUCAUAUCAACUUGUCUGUCCUUUUUUCUUAAAACACAUUUUACUUUAUCAUAUUUUUGAAAUCCUACAAAGAUGGAGGAAAAUGUAAGGGAAAGGAAGAGGUCUGUGUGAAAACAAAAUACAGAUUUAAAAGCAUUGCAGCUAAAAAAAAAAAAAAAAAAAAAAAAACUAGGAUCAAUAUAUGUGAUCAGUGGUGAAUGAGGAAGUGUGUAUAGCAAAAAAUUAAGAACCGGAACUUGAAGCUAAUUUAUUUUUAUUGAAAUCAUUCUGACAUUUUGUGGGAUUUUAAGAGAUUUUCAAUGGAAUUUCAUUUAAAAGUUAUUCUUUCUCUUAUAGCUGUAUUUUCUUUAUAGACCAGUUUGGACUCCAGUAUGUUUAAUUUGUGUUCAUAAAAGAUAAAUGAAACUGAAGUGACAGAAAAUUAUUAGGCUUGGGCCUUAUCAGGGACUCUGUCUUCUGUUCUCUUAACUACAGUUAGAUGGACAUACAACUGGAAACCCCCUGUGAACGGUUACAUACUUUUCAAGAAAUUAGAGAGAAGGGUUAUAUUAAUGAUUUGUUAUGUCAUGCACAAUUUAAGCAGAAAAAUAUGUGACCAGAUUUCCAAGACAGUUCUAGAAUAACCAGACUAUCAACUUUGGUUUGUAAUCAAUUAGUAGGAAAUAUUGUCGAGGUCAAGUUCUGUUGGGAGCACUUAUGGACCCCAAGUGUGAGAACUGGCAAGGACCUCAGCUGCGAUUUAGUUAAUAACACUCACUUUAGAGAAAAAGAGACAUAGAGGGCAUAUGCUUUACUGAAAAUCACUUAGCAAAUUAGUUGCAAAGCUCUGGUCAGACCUUGGAUGUACUGAUCUCAAUCUGGGACUCUCCCUUCUUUGACUACUUCUUUAGAACUGCCUGGAUCCUGUUCUAAUAGAAUUGAACUGAUAUUGUACAAAUGCUUUCCCUUGUUAGGUACCUCAGGCAAUUCUCUAAGACUAUAAAAUUUACAGUUAAGUUCCUAAUCUGCAUCACUUCAGGUGAUUUUCAUAAUAGGAGUUUCCCAUGCUGAUGAAAUCACAAAUGUGGACCAAAAAUAUUGUUAGAAAUAGUUGGCCAUUCAUUAGCCAAGGCUUGAAUUUAUUUUUGUUUACAUACUUCACAUAAUAGCUCAAUUAAGUUUUGAGUGAUAAUGUAAAUUCAUUUUAACCAAUACUCAUAUAAAAUUUCACAUCCUUACAAUAAAAUAACAUUAGAUUCUUUACUGAGGCUACUCUGGGUCCUAUUCCCUGACUGAGUAGUUCUUUGUCUACUUUCCCAAACUUCUGCCCUUUUGUGAUCUUUCACCUUGAGAAGUAUUUUCAUGGCACCAAUUAACAUUAGCUGUCAGUAUGAUGACAUUUUGCAUUUGUUUGGUACACAUAUGAUUGGCAGUAGCUUUUAUUACAACAGCCAAAGAUACUAUUCAUUUUCAUGUAACCUAGCCAAAUGCUUGAAAGUUACUCUUUUUUUUCUGUUAUUAAUAUCUUUCACCUUUCCUUCCAAUCCACUUAAACCUUUGGCAUAGUAAUCAUAGUUAAAUUUUAUGUUCUUAUCUCCACUUCAGUAUUGAGUAGAUUGUUGUUCUUCAAAUCAGUUCAAAGUAUACUGUAGAAAUGCACAAACCCAGGUGAAGGUAACCAGAGAUAAUGGUCUUCCAAACCUAAUGGCCCUCAUUCUCACUUCUUGGUGCUGAACUAGGGAAAUAAGUAGUUUCAUCUCUUCUUUCCAGUCUAGUUCCUUUUUUUAAAAUGUAACAAGUAUAGUACAUGUAGAUGGCAUAACUUUGAAAAAAAUGAUCAUUUCUGUGUGGGGAAAAAGGUGGAGAGAGAAGUCAUCAUUAGAUGACCAAUUUCCUCCUUAAUGACCUAUGAGCGAUUCAGACCAGAUUGAGACUACUGAGACCUUUGUUAUUCUUCAUCCAGAAAUUACCUGAGCUAAUAAUGUUUUUUCCACUGGAGUAUUCAAUAAUCAGAGGAAGGAAAAUUGCUAUCUCUACUGUGAGAUAUUUAUUGUCUUUUUAUCUACUUGAACUAAAGCUAAUGGUUUUCAUUGUCAUUUAAUGGUGUUUAUUCUUUUUUUUCUGUAUAAAUGAGAAUAAAGAGGUGUCUUUAUAACCAUUCAGAAUUUUUUCAAUAUAUCAUAUACAUAUUUCUGAGAAAUUUCUCAGGUGUUGGUAGAGAAGGAAAGUUAAAUUUAAAUCAAAACUUGACUAUCAAGUAAUUCAUACCCUUACCUUCCUUUAAAGAGCAACAAGGCAGAAAAGCAAAUGAUAGUUGCAUUCUUUAUUAAGUGCCUGGCAUUGAUCAUUACUCGUGAGUGAACAUGUAUAGGAUUGGUUCUGCCAUCUUCAAGUAGAUAGUUCUGACCCUUCUUUGAGAUGAUGAUGGCAGCACAGAUAUGUAAGAUUAGGGUUUUGAAAAAGAGCUUUAACAGGAAUUCUCUCUGACCCGUACACUUCUCAUCAAUAUUACUUUUUAGGGGAGGGAAAUUAACAUGCACUUAAUUCCCAUCUGCUUUCCCCCUCUUUUUUUCUAGCAGUCUCUGUAUCCUCAUAUAGGAGUGUGCUUGAGCCAGUUCUUUUUUCAGUGUGGGCAUUUAUACCUUGGAAAUCAGCAAACAUUACAAAUCAGAGUCUUGUUGAUUAUUUAGACUUAGAAAAGACAAUAGAGCAAACAAUGCAGGUUAAAUUUCAAAAUAUAACACAUGUACAUCUCCUCCACCCCAGGAGCUGGUUGUUAACAUUUACCAGCAUGUGUACUACCAGCCAUCUCCAGUCUUUGUGAUAAAACAAGGAUAUCCUAAAGGCAGUUUUGCAAUUUAAGGAUUGGAAUUUUGUCCCAAUAAAAACUGAUUAUACAUAUUCUAUCUUUCACUUAAGUGGAAGGGAAAAGCUUUAGGAUGAAAGGCAGGAAUUUAAACUAGUAGCCAAUCUUAAAUAAGCAUAUAUUAAGCACCUACUAUGUACUAGGCACUGUUAUAAUAAAAUUAAUUAUUUUGUGUUGUACUUUAGUUGUCACAGGACACAAUUAAUAGAAUUGAGAGCUAAAAUUUCCCCAAAAUUUUUGACAUCAUCUAUUCUAGUACCAGAGUUUUCUUGUCUCUCUCAACGAUUAUGUUAUCUGUCAAGCCAUAAGACUUAACAGUUUACCAAAUAGUAACAAUUAAAUCUGUGUGUAUCCAUUUGACAAAUGAUUUGGUUUUUUCCUUACAAUUUCUUCUAAAUUCCUGCUUAAUGCAUCAUAAUCAUUUUUAUUUAGAGAAUGGGAGGUGUCUGUAUGCUAAUGUUUACAUGAUUUUUAUAGGAAGACAAUAAAGACAUUCUGAUCAUACUGUUA